UUAUGUGGGUACAGUAGUUAUCUACUCUUAGGCAACUAAAAUAGUUCAGUCAUGCUAGUUGAAGUACACUUAGCACUGGAUCUCAAGGGUUGAAGUUGUGAGGGGAUAGAUUAAAUCCUUAAAGGUGAUUUACAGAAGGAGAUCUUGGAGAAACCUAGAUGGAGCCUACUGUAUGUAUUAUCAUCAUUUGAAUUACUCUUUUUACAUAAUGAUAUAGAUCAAAAAUGCAACAGAAGAAUUCUUCUUGAUCUGAAAGUAUGAGCGAACAUUUCUGUGGAUGACGUUGGCGUGGUGGAUCUGGAGGGUUUACAUGACAGCCCAGGAUGAAUAAGGCAUAUCCGGCUCUGGAAUUUUUUUGCACGCUUUUCACGCCCUUUUCACGCGCUAUCACGUGCUUUUCACGUCCUUUUACGUGCUUUUCACGUGCUUUUCCAUAAGCGUUGUAUCAGUUUUCCGGUCAAUAACAAUGGAAAAUUCAAAGACAACAGUUCAAUGCACCGACUUGUCGAUCAACUCUGAAAGGCCAGACGACUGCUCAAACGUAAUACGUCCUAAUUUACAUGGGAGCAGCUCUGUUAGACCAUUCCAUGCUGCAAUUGGGGGACUAACCAAUGAAGACCAAGAGGAGCUGCAGCGUCUGAAGUGGGGGCGGACCUGUAAGGUGUGCCUGGACAGUUCUGGCCAAGGCCAUCCAUUCUCUGUCCAGGAUAGGUGAUGAACUUUACCUGGAGCCUCAGGAAGAUGGCCUGGCCCUACGGUCUGUAAACUCCUCGCGAUCUGCGUAUGCAUGCUUCCUCUUUGCCCCACUCUUCUUUAGCAGGUACACCAUCCCACGUGGCCAUGCUUUCCGCUGCAAGAUGGCCAUUAAGUGCGUCCAGGCCGUGUUCAGGUCCCUGUCCUCUCUGGAGAAGACGGUGGUGAAAUGUCACAUGGAGCUGGACGGAGAGAAGAGCCGCCUCACCUUCACCCUGCACUGCAAGCACGGUCUGCUGAAGACACACAACCUGUCUUUCCAGGACAGCGAGAGUCUGCAGGCCGUGUUUGACAAAGGAAGCGCCGUCAACGUGCUCCGCGCCCAACCCAAGUUGCUGGUGGACACUGUCCUGCACUUCCCUCCCUCUCUGGAAGAGGUGAGCGUGACGGUGAGCGCUGAGCGGGUGUGGUUCAGGAACCACGUGGACGACGAGGCGGAGCGGUCCAAGGCCAUGCUGACCGAGCUGUGUUUGUGUUCGGAUGAGUUUGACCACUUUGCUGUCGGGUGUCAGACCUGCGUCACCUUCUGCCUUAAAGAGCUGAGGGGCUUGCUGAUGUUCGCAGAGUCGGCUAGUCUCCCUGUCUCAGUGCACUUUGAUGAACCAGGAAAGCCCGUGGUACUGUCUGUAACAGACAGUGUCCUGGAAGUUAACUUUGUGCUCGCCACACUGUUGGACGACUCUCAACCCAGUAACCAUAACAACAACAACACAAAAAGAGCUCCCUCGCGGCCCCCGCCUGACGACUUCAUGAACGACGACAUAGACUCUUACCUCAUCGCCAUGGAGACCAGUGAGGUAGCGGGUCCUUCUGUUACGCGUUGCCCCUCCCCCGACUGCCCUGUCAAAACCCCUAUACCAGCCAAUAACAGAGCUAGACUGGACAGUGAGGAGGAAGAGCAGGAGGAAGAUGCUGACCAGAUAGAGAGACCACCCAAUAAAAAGUUCCGUUCCCUAUUUUUCGGAUCCGUGUUCCCCACGUCCUCCCAGUUGACCAAUCAGACGAUCAAGAGCCAGGAAGUGCUAGCCAGUGACAGCGAGGAUGAUGCUCAAAAGGCAUCGCCGUGACGGACAUGGGAAGCAGACGGGAUGUUAGGACUGAGUUUGUGUGUAAUAUCUGAUGGAAGUCUGCCAAAGACAGAGAUGGAUCCCAUUGAACAUGAACAUUACUAGGACUGUACUGACACGGGACUGCACUGUAUGGAUAUUGUUUCUCUCUUAAAAUACAUUUCUAGGAUCUGAACAUAUGGGAUACAGCUUUCUCUUCUUAAUAUGGUAUUUGCAGCGUUGCUACGGGAACCGCACUGACAUGUUUUCCUGGGAGUCAGGAAACAAAAACAAA
Hypomesus transpacificus is the source of this 2094-nucleotide messenger RNA. It is a transcript of the gene rad9a, whose product is annotated as RAD9 checkpoint clamp component A. Lineage: Eukaryota; Metazoa; Chordata; Actinopteri; Osmeriformes; Osmeridae. The record is from RefSeq and is a predicted model, not a curated record. Gene Ontology annotation, biological process: mitotic intra-S DNA damage checkpoint signaling; DNA repair; DNA replication checkpoint signaling. Gene Ontology annotation, cellular component: checkpoint clamp complex. The coding region runs from base 858 to 1820 and encodes 320 amino acids. The transcript is spliced from 16 exons.